AUUGGUGCUCAGUGAUAAACCAUACCCAUUCAGUUUGUAAUCCUUUACUCAAAACUCUCACCCUAAAAUGGCAGCCAUUGAUGCAACUUCAAGAUACGACCGAGUGAAGGAAGUGAAAGAAUUCGACGAGUCGAAGAUCGGAGUUAAAGGCCUGUCCGACUCCGGCAUCACUUCCAUCCCUCAAUUCUUCGUCCACGACCCCGAAACCCUCGCGGACCUCAAACCCUCGUCAAAACACACUGCCCCCACCCUCCCCACCAUCGACCUUUCACAUAUCAACUCGGUUACUCACCGUGACGGAAUUGUUGAGCAGAUCAAACUCGCCGCUUCAACAUGGGGUUUCUUCCAAGUAAUCAACCACGGCAUACCCGAUUCGGUACUCGAUGAGACGUUGAAGGCUGUUAAAGCGUUUCACGAUCAGCCCCACGAGGUGAAGGCCAAGUUCUACAAGCGAGAAGAAGGAAAGGGCGUCAUGUAUGCCAGCAAUAACGACUUGUACCGUGCAAAGGCGGCGAGCUGGCACGACUCGUUGCAGGUCUGGAUGGGCCCUCAGCGCUCCGCGGCGGAGGAGAUCCCUGAGAUGUGCCGGAGUGAGGUGGUUACAUGGGAUGUUUAUGCAACCAAGGUGGGUGAAACUGUGAUGGAGUUGCUUUCAGAAGGGUUAGGGUUGGAAUCUGAGAAGUUUAAGGAGCUUACGUUUUCGGAUGGGAGGGUGAUUGUUGGCCACUGCUAUCCCUACUGUCCUCAACCCGAUCUCACGAUGGGGAUUACUUCGCAUACUGAUCCUGGGAUACUUACAGUUCUAUUGCAGAACCAUGUACCUGGAUUACAAGUGAGGCAUCAGAAUGAGUGGGUGGAUGUCAAGCCUGUGCCUGGUGGUUUAGUUAUCAAUAUUGGAGAUCUUCUUCAGAUAAUCUCCAACGGCGAGUAUAAAAGCAUACAACAUCGUGUCUUGGCCAACUCGUUGAAGGAAUCCCGAAUUUCAAUCAUCAUGUUUCUGAACCAGGGAAAGUGGAAUGAAGAUGGUUAUUAUGGACCUCUUCCGGUGCUUCUGUCACCUGAGAAACCACCCGUCUAUAGAAACUUCACAGUCCGUGAGUAUAUUGAAAAUUUCUAUGGCAAAGGUUUGGAUAACAAAUCUCUUAUUGAAAAAAUCACUAUACAAAAGCUCAACUAGAGAAAAAAUGGAAUCUGAAUGUGCAUAAUCUACUGCAUCAAUAAGGGUAACGAAAUAAUUUGAGUGUAUUACAUUGUUAAAAGUAAACGUGAUAUUAGUUCUUUGAAAAAAUAAAUUGGAGCUAGGUUCAUUAAGUAAGGAUGUUCAAAUGCCUUUUUUGAAGGUAUGAAUAUAUGGAAGCUCGAAAUUUACCAAA
Fragaria vesca subsp. vesca is the source of this 1373-nucleotide messenger RNA. Its product is annotated as 1-aminocyclopropane-1-carboxylate oxidase homolog 1-like. The transcript has 2 exons. Bases 68 to 1177 code for a protein of 369 amino acids. The record is from RefSeq and is a predicted model, not a curated record. NCBI's taxonomy places the organism in Eukaryota, Viridiplantae, Streptophyta, Magnoliopsida, Rosales, Rosaceae.